ACAAACAUGGCGCGAUUUUUGGGAUAGGUGACUACUCUCAUCUAACUUAAUUCGUUAUUUUCUAUCUUCAUUAAUUAUUUAAUGUAACCAAAACAUAACCUAGGCGUUGCUGUCUUGAGUCACUUUAAAUACCUAGCCGUAAACGCAGAGAUAGAGCACACAGUGAAAGUUGUAGGAUAUAUUUAUUUAACUAGCUAACGUUAGCUAGCUAGAAUGCGUUUACAUCAGCUGUUGAGAUGUGCCCAGCGUGUUGAGGAGUCAUCUAGGGUUGUCAGUGGACUCUUCUCCCAUUGUACCCGGACCUCCGUGAAUAAUUUCUCCACCUCCAAUGUCUCUCCAGCUCGCAAGAAAAGCAGUCCAUACAGUUCGGUGGACAGCGGACGCUACUCCUCACUCUUCAAGUCAGUUGUGUCCCACAGAGUCAGUGCUCAAACUCCCGACAUCCUAGAGGAGCAAGAUGCUCAAAUCUACGGACCUGUGAUAAAAUCCCCAACACCAUCCAAAGUGCCUAAAAUCCUCCACCCGUUGCUCAACCAAGACAGGGUAUUUGAAUUUGGCGAAACUGAGCUUGGAGGGGCUCCAGCCAGAAUUAUCCUACGGAGGGGUCAGGACAGGGGCUCAGUGCCCAGCGUGACCCGUAUCCUACAGGAGACUAUGUCCCCGGAGCAACAGUUUUACCUGGAGAGAUGGAGGAGGAAGAUGAUAGCUCAACUGGGAGAGGAUGGCUUUAAGGAAUACAGUCAGAAUCUCUUCAGGCAAGGGAAGCUUUUCCAUACGGCCGUGGAGAGUGUUCUCCCGUUGACAACAAAGGAGGUACCGGGGGAAGAUCCUGAGGAGGCACCAGAGGUACCUUCGUCAGUAGAGGGAUACAUGGAAAGUGUACGCCAUGUACUGGAGGACGUUAGGGGAGUGAGAGCCAUCGAGAGCCGUGUACAGCAUGAAAAACUAGGCUAUCUGGGGAUUGUGGACUGUGUGGCUCUCUACAGGGGUGUGCUGUGUGUGAUCGAUUGGAAGACAUCUGAGAGGUCUAAACCUUUCCUCAGCAACACCUACGACAACCCUCUACAGGUGGCAGCCUACGUUGGGGCCUUAAACAACGACGUGAACUACAACUACCAGGUUGAGAAUGGACUGAUCGUGGUGGCCUAUAAAGAUGGUUCCCCAGCCCAUCCUCAUACACUGAGCUCAGAGCAGGUGCUACAGUACUGGGAGAGAUGGCUGGUACGACUGGAGGAGUACACCGAGAGGAGGUGAAGGAAUAGUGUCUUUGCUGCUUGAUGUAGCAGAUGGACCUAGAAGUACUCUCACCCCCAGAAACAGAAAGUGCUUGGCUUUUCUGACACUCAGUCACAUUUGACUGGUGACUUGGACAAACGAGUGUCACAGUCUGCUCAGAAACAGAUAAUUUAGCAUGUUUUUCUCUGACCUGUGACUGUCUUUUUGCGUCAUUGCCCGAUUUUUGAGCUUGACAAGUUUGAAAACAGUUCUUAUUUUAGUGUAGAGUUGUGUUUACCUCAAGGUUGUAUUCAAGCUAGAAAAUGCAUCGCUGACCCUUACACUGUGUUGAGAAUGUUAAAUUGUUGUACAGUACAACAUUUUGUCUCGUCUAAACCUUUUGAGUUGUUUUGCUUUUAAAGUAUAAAACAUCACUUCUGAGGAAAUCGAACCACUAGGUGGCAGCAUCAGCCUGUGAAGUUCAGCAAUCAACAAAGGUGAAACGAGACAGUUUCUAUUUUUAGUUUUAUACAAUAAAAUGAUUCAAAAGAAAAA
Molecule: messenger RNA, 1770 nt
Organism: Salvelinus namaycush (lake trout)
Lineage: Eukaryota; Metazoa; Chordata; Actinopteri; Salmoniformes; Salmonidae
Gene: mgme1
Product: mitochondrial genome maintenance exonuclease 1
Exons: 4
Coding region: 214-1254 (346 amino acids)
Biological process (GO): mitochondrial DNA replication
Cellular component (GO): mitochondrion
Molecular function (GO): single-stranded DNA exodeoxyribonuclease activity
Source: RefSeq, a predicted model, not a curated record